Molecule: messenger RNA, 1166 nt
Organism: Spinacia oleracea (spinach)
Lineage: Eukaryota; Viridiplantae; Streptophyta; Magnoliopsida; Caryophyllales; Amaranthaceae
Product: protein HHL1, chloroplastic
Exons: 5
Coding region: 115-813 (232 amino acids)
Source: RefSeq, a predicted model, not a curated record
GAAAGACCAGAAUGGCAACAUCAAACCCAAACCCAAACCCAGUUGAGUUUCAGCACAGAAGAACACCAAGAACAAUUUUCUGAGGAGAGAGAAAGUGAGAAACUUUACUGAAAAAUGGAAGUGGGUAUGUCACUAAACCCUCUAAUUAGACUACCCAUGAAGUCAAAUUCAAGAAUAAUUGAUGAAACUUCAUCAAUUAUCAGGCACUCUUUCAUUUCUACAAGAACAAAAUUCCCCAAAUCAAACAAAGGACAACAUCUGCAAUUUGUGGUGGAAGCUAAGGGUAAAAGGGGAAUGACUGAGCGUCAGUUCAAACGCCCUCCUCCUCCUCCUUUGCCCAAGAUUGAAGAUGAUGGCAAUCCUCGUUUUGUCAUCUUCAUUCGUAUGGCCAAUGUUUACCUAUGGUACCCGCUUAAUCUAGUUACUGGUGGCACAACUGCAAAGAUCAUGGUUGCUGCAAAAGAUAAUUUCCUGGGGAAAUACAUUUACAAGGAUACUAUUGCAAGAAAUCUUGCUGCAGUGGUUUAUCGUGACGAAAAGGGGUUGAUAAAGAUUGCACAGAAGCAAUUCCGCAAUUUAAGGAAUGCAACUGACUUCAGAUAUGGCUACAAGCUCGUUGAAAAAACUGAUCUAAGAUCUGCUCUUAUGCCUAGAGAUGUUGUUGAGCUCCCAACUCAAGAUCAACUCAAGACAGUGAUCGAUAAAGUUAAGGAUUUCUUCGGAGAUGCAAAGGAAUCCUUUGGUAAAAUGUCGACAUUAAACACGACUUCAGACGAGGGGGAAGAGGGAACUUCUGCAGAAAAACCCAAGUGAGUGCAAAUUUGUUUGAGAAGUCGAGGGACUUAGUAUGUCUUAACAUGCACUGCUCUCCAUAAUACACUUGGGUUGAAAGGUCGAAAUCUUCCACAUUGAGUCCCUUGAAAAGGGUGCAACUAUGACUGUUUCGGAAGCACGAAAUGUCCUCCAUUUGUGAGAUAGGAGAGCAGCAAUGCAUUAUACAGUUUUUGGUUCUUGCAUCAACAUUCAAAUGAUCUCAUUGUAUUUAUCUCUGAUGAAACUUACAGAAAAUUUCUCACUGUAACUUUCUCUUUAUGUAUGUACAUGCUAAACUGGUUAAUUCUUUUUUGUUAUUGAAGUAAUGCUGAGAAUGCUCUGUUUUUAUUUCA